Patella vulgata (common limpet) is the source of this 1725-nucleotide messenger RNA. RefSeq names its product p21-activated protein kinase-interacting protein 1-like. The coding region runs from base 95 to 1276 and encodes 393 amino acids. Gene Ontology annotation, molecular function: protein binding. NCBI's taxonomy places the organism in Eukaryota, Metazoa, Mollusca, Gastropoda, Patellidae. The record is from RefSeq and is a predicted model, not a curated record. The transcript is spliced from 9 exons.
CUGCAUUAAAAACAAAAAUAAUAAAAUACACGUGCAGUUAGAAUAAAAUAUUGUUUAGAAAUAUUUAUUCUUUUUGGGGUCUCUAAAAUAGUUCAUGAUGAAUAUUGUUGUUGGUACUUAUGAGGAGCUGAUACUAGGUUAUAAACUAGACAAAAAUGGAGACGAGUAUAAAUUUGAACAAACAUUUACAGAUCACUCACAUUUAGGAUGUAUUAAAUCAGCAGGUAUAUCUAGAAAGAACAUACUGGCUACAGGCAGUACCGAUGAAACUAUCAGAUUAUUUAACCUAAAAAAACACACAGAAUUAGGUGCUUUGAUGCAUCAUUCAGGUAAUGUAUGUAAUAUAACACAGAUCACAUUCUUUCAAGAUAGUCAUAUGUUUAGUACAAGUGAAGAUGGUACCAUGUGUGUAUGGAAGAAUUAUACCUGGGAAUGUCUGAGACAAUUCAGGGGUCACAAAGGUCCUGUUAAUAGUGUAUCUGUUCAUCCAAGUGGUAGAAUGGCUAUUACAGUUAGUAAAGAUAAAACAUUAAGGACAUGGAAUCUUGUUACAGGAAGACACGCUUUUAUUAGUAAUAUUAAAGAAGUUGCAGAUUGGGUUAUGUGGUCACCGAAUGGAGAACAUUAUGCUGUUAGUUUUUAUUAUAAAAUAAAUGUGUAUAAAUUAGAGGAUGCAGCCAUUCAUUGUACCAUACAGGCUGAUAAGAGAAUCAAUAAUAUAGUAUUUAUCAAUGACUGUAUAAUAGCAUUUGGUGGUGAAGGAGGAAAGUUAAUAUUGUAUGACUUUAUACAAGACAAAGAACUUGAAUCAAUACAUUUAAAAUGUACUCGGAUAAAAGGCAUUUCAUGUUCAAAUUUUGAAGAUGAUCAGUCACCAAUAUUAAUAGCUACUGCCAGUGAUGGUAAUAUCUGGGCAUACAGUGUAGAUACAGUAAAGGGAUCACUAGAGCAAAUUGCAGCACAUGAUACGAAAUUCAGAAUAACCUGUUUAGCAGUUACACCUCCAAAUGCAUCAAAGAAGUUAAAUAAAGAAGAAACACUGGUUUUAGAAAAGUUAGAUGAAGAUUUACAAGAGAACGGUGAGGAGGAGGAUCAGGAAACAGAGCAUGUGAUUAAAAAAGACAAUAGUGAACAAAAAGCAAGAAAAGGUUCAAAGGGCAAAAAAGAUGCCCAAAAGCGAAAAAGUAAUUCUGUAGAAACAAUUACUGAACCGACAUCUCAAAAAACUAAGAAAAUUCAAAGAAAGAAAAAAAAGAUUGGGAGUGCAAAAACAUAAUUUCUAAUAAAAGAAGUGUUGUUACUCCUCGACUUUGUUUGUGCAAUUACCCAAAGUAAUAUGUAUGAUUACCUUGUACACUGCAUAUUAUUUCCUGUAUAAUAAGUAGUAAUAUGUUACUUAGAAAAACACAACACAAUUUAUAUGGAAAACAAUCACUGGUUUAUACACAUAUAGCAUGACAUUCCAACAAGUAUUCUCUUAUUGUUUUCAAGCACAAAUGAUUACGAUAAGAGAAUACUUGUCGAAACGUGCUAUAUGUGUAUAAAUCAGUGAUUGUUUUCCAUAUAAAUUGUGUUGCAUUUUUUUAACGUGCUCAAUCACUAAAUGCCACUCAAGGAUAACACAUGUGUAGGAAACAGGUUUAGAUAAUUCACUCGUUAAUUUAAUUUUUACGUGGUCAUUAAAAAUUACAUGAGUAAUCCCCAACUCUGCCUCGAACAGAUGAC